GAGGUUGUCCGGGAAACUACCAGCAGGGUGAUGUCAUUUAUCUACGGGGAUGCAGAGCAAUUCAAUGCUAUUCAGGUUAUACCAGCACCGUAAGCUGCAGUACCUCUGAUGUUGAAUACGACCGUACAUCUUGCUAUCUCCGCUACAACACGGAGUUAAACUACCCUUACUGCUGCAGGCCAAAUGUUGUGUGUGUUGGUGACGAGGGGUUCGACGAGACACAGCUUGCUGGAAAUACGGAUGGCGGAAGUCUAUCUGGCUACCAGAAAUAA
Messenger RNA from Candidula unifasciata, 272 nucleotides. The record is from the annotation of a GenBank genome assembly. NCBI's taxonomy places the organism in Eukaryota, Metazoa, Mollusca, Gastropoda, Stylommatophora, Geomitridae.